This is a messenger RNA of Kogia breviceps (pygmy sperm whale), 4440 nucleotides long. RefSeq names its product ATP/GTP binding carboxypeptidase 1 (gene AGTPBP1). NCBI's taxonomy places the organism in Eukaryota, Metazoa, Chordata, Mammalia, Artiodactyla, Physeteridae. Gene Ontology annotation, biological process: protein side chain deglutamylation; proteolysis. The record is from RefSeq and is a predicted model, not a curated record. Gene Ontology annotation, molecular function: zinc ion binding; metallocarboxypeptidase activity.
CCUCCUCCUUCGUUUCUGUCACCGGGGUUUGUAUGAAAACACCCGGCGGCGGGCGGCGAGGCAUCCGCCGGGCCCCCGGAGAGCAGCUGCCCGCGCUGCCGACGCCAAGCCGGGUGCUGCAGCUUUACCCAGUCCCUGCCAUCGCCCCAUCCUGAGCCGAUUAUCUGCAAUGGUGAAAUGAAGUAAUUCAAGAUGAGCAAGUUAAAAGUGAUACCAGAGAAAAGCCUUACCAAUAACUCUCGGAUUGUGGGACUCCUGGCUCAGCUGGAGAAGAUCAAUACUGAAUCUACAGAAUCAGAUACUGCCAGAUAUGUUACAUCAAAAAUUCUUCAUCUGGCUCAGAGUCAAGAAAAAACAAGGAGAGAAAUGACAGCCAAAGGUUCUACAGGAAUGGAAGUUCUGCUGUCAACAUUAGAGAACACGAAAGAUCUUCAAACUACACUUAAUAUCUUAAGCAUUCUUGUUGAGCUGGUGUCAGCUGGUGGAGGUCGAAGAGCGAGUUUCUUAGUCUCCAAAGGUGGUUCACAAAUAUUAUUACAGUUACUUAUGAAUGCCAGCAAAGAAUCUCCCCUGAAUGAGGAGUUAAUGAUGCAGAUUCAUUCCAUUCUUGCAAAAAUUGGACCAAAAGACAAAAAAUUUGGAGUGAAAGCUAGAAUUAAUGGAGCUCUAAAUAUAACCCUGAAUUUGGUCAAGCAGAAUUUGCAGAAUCAUCGCUUGGUUUUGCCUUGUCUUCAGCUUUUACGAGUAUAUUCUGCCAACUCUGUGAAUUCUGUAUCCUUAGGGAAAAAUGGAGUUGUAGAACUGAUGUUUAAAAUCAUCGGACCAUUUAGUAAGAAGAAUUCCAGUCUUAUGAAGGUUGCUUUAGACACUCUUGCUGCAUUGCUAAAAUCAAAAACAAAUGCCAGGAGAGCUGUAGACAGAGGAUAUGUCCAAGUCCUUUUAACAAUUUAUGUAGAUUGGCACCGCCAUGAUAAUCGGCAUAGAAACAUGCUCAUUCGAAAAGGAAUUUUACAGAGUUUAAAAAGUGUUACAAGCAUCAAGUUGGGAAGAAAAGCAUUUAUUGAUGCCAAUGGGAUGAAAAUUCUUUAUAACACUUCACAAGAAUGUUUGGCAGUCAGGACCCUUGAUCCUCUUGUCAACACCUCCAGUCUGAUAAUGAGGAAAUGUUUCCCUAAAAAUCGCCUGCCACUCCCAACGAUUAAAAGUUCUUUCCAUUUCCAGUUACCAGUUAUUCCUGUGACUGGACCUGUGGCCCAGCUCUACAGUUUACCCCCUGAAGUGGAUGACGUAGUAGAUGAAAGUGAUGACAACGAUGAUAUUGAUUUAGAAGCUGAAAAUGAAACCGAAAAUGAAGAUGACCUAGAUAAAAAUUUUAAGAAUGAUGAUAUUGAAACGGAUAUUAACAAACUAAAACCCCAGCAAGAACCAGGACGAACAAUAGAAGAACUUAAAAUGUAUGAACACCUUUUCCCUGAGCUUGUUGAUGAUUUUCAGGACUAUGAUUUAAUCUCCAGAGAACCAAAAGCUUUUGUAUUUGAGGGAAAAGUGCGUGGCCCUAUUGUUGUUCCCACAGCAGGAGAGGAAGCAUCUGGGAAUUCCAGCAAUUUAAGAAAAGGAAUUGUAAUGAAGGCGACUGUGUCUCCUAAAGGAGAUGAAGAUAAUAAGAAACCAGCCUGUGUGGAUCUGGCAAAAGAAGACAUUAAAGAUAAUGACAGAACAUUACAACAGCAGCUAGGUGGUGAUCAAAAUAGAACUAUUUCAUCGGGCCAUGGCUUAAACAAUGAUAUUGUGAAGGCCUUGGACCGAAUUACAUUGCAGAAUAUUCCUUCUCAAACAGCCCCGGGUUUUACUGCAGGAAUGAAGAAGGACUACAGUCUCCCUGUCACUGCCCUUAUGUGCGCUAAUGCAUGUUCACACGUGGCUACUUGUGGGAAUGUUCUGUUUGAGGGAAGAACUGUUCAGCUAGGCAAGCUUUGCUGUACUGGAGUCGAAACUGAGGAUGAUGAAGACACUGAGUCUACUGCCUCAGUGGAACAAGCAUUAGUUGAAGUUCCUGAUGGACCAACACUCCAUGACUCAGAUCUUUAUAUUGAGAUUGUGAAAAGUACAAAGUCUGUCCCAGAAUAUUCAGAGGUGGCUUAUCCUGAUUAUUUUGGUCACAUUCCUCCUCCAUUCAAAGAGCCUAUUUUGGAAAGACCUUACGGUGUACAAAGGACAAAAAUUGCCCAAGAUAUUGAGAGGCUAAUACAUCAGAGUGAUAUAAUAGAUAGAGUGGUAUAUGAUUUAGAUAACCCAAAUUAUACCACUCCAGAAGAUGGAGAUAUUUUGAAGUUUAACUCCAAAUUUGAAUCUGGGAAUCUGCGCAAAGUAAUUCAAAUUAGAAAAAAUGAAUAUGACCUUAUUCUGAACUCAGAUAUAAAUAGUAAUCAUUAUCAUCAGUGGUUUUACUUUGAAGUCAGUGGAAUGCGACCAAGCAUUGCUUAUAGGUUCAACAUCAUUAACUGUGAAAAGUCCAACAGUCAAUUUAAUUAUGGUAUGCAACCACUCAUGUAUUCAGUUCAGGAAGCGUUAAAUGCUAGACCAUGGUGGAUUCGUGUGGGGACUGACAUUUGUUACUAUAAAAAUCACUUCUCAAGAAGUUCAAUUGCUGCAGGUGGGCAAAAGGGAAAAUCCUACUAUACAAUUACAUUCACUGUCAUUUUUCCACAUAAAGAUGAUGUGUGCUACUUUGCUUAUCACUAUCCAUAUACAUAUUCAACUUUACAGAUGCAUCUUCAAAAAUUGGAAACAGCACACAAUCCUCAGCAAAUCUAUUUUCGAAAAGAUGUGUUAUGUGAAACCCUGUCUGGAAACAGCUGUCCCUUGGUGACUAUAACAGCAAUGCCAGAGUCUAAUUAUUAUGAACAUAUCUGUCAAUUCAGAAAUCGCCCUUACGUUUUCUUAUCUGCUCGGGUGCAUCCUGGAGAGACUAAUGCAAGUUGGGUAAUGAAAGGAACAUUGGAGUAUCUCAUGAGUAAUAACCCUACUGCUCAGAGCUUACGAGAAUCCUAUAUUUUUAAAAUUGUCCCUAUGCUAAAUCCAGAUGGUGUCAUCAAUGGAAAUCACCGCUGUUCUUUAAGUGGAGAGGAUUUGAAUAGGCAAUGGCAAAGUCCAAAUCCAGAUUUACAUCCUACAAUUUAUCAUGCCAAGGGUCUGCUGCAAUAUCUGGCUGCAGUGAAGCGUUUACCACUGGUUUAUUGUGAUUAUCAUGGCCACUCCCGAAAGAAGAAUGUAUUUAUGUAUGGCUGCAGCAUCAAAGAGACAGUGUGGCACACGAAUGACAAUGCAGCUUCAUGUGAUGUUGUGGAAGAUGUGGGAUACAGGACUUUGCCUAAGAUUCUGAGUCAUAUUGCCCCAGCAUUUUGCAUGAGCAGCUGUAGCUUCGUAGUAGAAAAAUCUAAAGAAUCUACAGCACGUGUUGUAGUUUGGAGAGAGAUAGGAGUACAAAGAAGCUAUACCAUGGAGAGUACUUUGUGUGGCUGUGAUCAGGGAAAAUAUAAGGGUUUACAGAUUGGUACUCGAGAAUUGGAAGAGAUGGGAGCAAAAUUUUGUGUUGGUCUAUUGCGUUUGAAAAGACUGACAUCCCCACUGGAAUAUAAUCUGCCUUCUAGCCUGCUUGACUUUGAAAAUGACUUGAUUGAUUCGAGCUGCAAAGUAACUAGCCCCACCACUUAUGUUUUGGAUGAAGAUGAACCUCGAUUCCUUGAAGAAGUUGAUUACAGUGCAGAAAGUAAUGAUGAGUUAGAUAUUGAAUUGGCUGAAAAUGCAGGAGACUAUGAACCUUCUGCACAAGAAGAAGUACUUUCUGACUCUGAAUUAUCAAGAACAUACCUACCUUGAGCCCUUUGCCAUCUCUUGUGAACUGCAUAGAAGAAAUGAAAUAUCUUGGUUUUCAUUACACAGGAAGUUUGAGAGCAAUGAGUGUAUAGAGAGGUGACUCAGAAAGACAGAAAGCAGCUUGGGCCUCUUUGGUUUCAAGACAAUAAAUAUGUUAUUAAUUCAUGAUGAAAUUGGCAUUUGUUUUAUUUUAGAUAUUCAAUGCACUUUACAUAGCAUUGAAGUAUCAAAUAUUGGAUUUACUUUUUCAAAACCUGAGUAUCAUUGCAUGAAUUUUCAUCUCCUUAUGGUUAUAUCCUGCAUCAAAUGGAUAAUUUUGAAGUGUGUGAGAAUAUAAAAUCUAAAUUCUAGAGUUGUUGAGAAUCCUGGGUUGUUGAAAACUAAUAUGUAUGUACAUGGAUUCCUGUAGAUGUGUCUGUGUAAGGGUGGGUAGAUAUUGAAGAUAAGACUGUUCUUCAGAAUCAUAUUAACUGUUGAGUUGUGACUGAAAUACUCCAGAGUUUUCCUUGAAACCAUUACAUUCUACAUUUACCAAGUUAAACAAAUAAAAGCUCUAUUAAAUGU